Molecule: messenger RNA, 2972 nt
Organism: Branchiostoma belcheri (Belcher's lancelet)
Lineage: Eukaryota; Metazoa; Chordata; Leptocardii; Amphioxiformes; Branchiostomatidae
Product: methionine--tRNA ligase, cytoplasmic-like
Exons: 17
Coding region: 209-2035 (608 amino acids)
Biological process (GO): methionyl-tRNA aminoacylation
Cellular component (GO): aminoacyl-tRNA synthetase multienzyme complex; cytosol
Molecular function (GO): methionine-tRNA ligase activity; ATP binding
Source: RefSeq, a predicted model, not a curated record
UUGACGAAGAUCCAAAGUUUCCCUUGUGGCGCUUGCUAAACAUGACCACUACACCGUGCCCUAUUAGUGUUACAUGGUGCUGGAUCAACAACAGCAGUGUAAACAACUCUAACGGAGGGUCGUAAAGGGUUUACAAGAUCAAGAUAUCGCACCGUAGUGAAACGAGAAAGGCUGCAUCAGUACUGCUACAAUAAGUAAGAAGUCAACAAUGGCUGACACCGCACAGGGCACCCCGACCGAGGGCCCGGUGACACCUGAGGAGAGGACCGAGGCGUUAGCUUCCUUUACCGAGGGCAAGAGUGCGUGUCCCAAACCGGUGAUACGCGAACACCCCAUUCUACCCAAACCAGGUGAGAAGAACGUCCUGAUCACCAGCGCCUUGCCGUACGUCAACAACGUACCUCACCUGGGCAACAUCAUCGGCUGCGUGCUGAGCGCUGACGUCUUCUCACGGUUCUGCCGCCUGCGCGGGUGGAACUCGCUGUACAUCUGCGGGACGGACGAGUACGGGACGGCCACCGAGACGCGAGCCCUGGAGGAGGGCCUGACCCCGCAGCAGAUCUGUGACAAGUACCACGCCCUGCACGCCGAUAUCUACCGAUGGUUCAACAUCGACUUCGACUUCUUCGGCAGGACAACCACGCCCCAGCAGACCGAGAUUGCCCAGGAUAUCUUCUGGCGUCUGCACCAGCGGGAUCACCUGCUGACUGACACCGUGGACCAGCUUCUGUGUGAGAAGUGUGACAGGUUUCUGGCGGACCGCUUUGUCGAGGGAACCUGUCCCCUGUGCAACUACGAGGACGCCCGCGGAGAUCAGUGUGACAAGUGCGGCAAACUCAUCGUCGCCACUGAACUCAAGAAACCGAGAUGUAAGAUUUGCAGCGCCUCUCCUGUGGUGAAGACAUCAACCCACCUUUUCCUCAACCUGCCGCAGAUAGAGCCUAAACUGAACGGAUGGCUGGAAGAGAUUCUUCCCAACGAUUCCUGGUCGUCCAAUGCCCGUGUCAUCACUCGCACCUGGCUGCGUGACGGCCUGAAACCUCGCUGUAUCACGCGAGAUCUCCACUGGGGCACUCCAGUACCCCUGAAGGGCUUCACCGAGAAGGUGUUUUACGUGUGGUUCGACGCUCCGAUUGGCUACCUGUCCAUCACGGCCAAUUACACCGAACGAUGGGACAAGUGGUGGAAAAAUCCAGAUGAGGUGAUCCUGUACAACUUCAUGGCCAAGGACAAUGUUCCCUUCCACAGUGUGGUGUUCCCCUGCUCCCUGCUGGGUGCUGAGGACAACUACACCCUGGUCAAUCACCUACAGGCUACUGAGUUUCUCAACUAUGAGGAUGGGAAGUUCUCCAAGAGCCGUGGGAUUGGGGUGUUUGGGGAUGAUGCCAAGGACACGUCCAUCCCGGCAGACAUCUGGCGUUUCUACCUGCUGUAUGUCCGUCCUGAAAGCCAGGACACCACCUUCAGCUGGGAGGAUCUGAUGGUGAAACACAACUCUGAACUCCUCAACAACCUGGGGAACUUCAUCUACAGAGCCCUGACUUUUGUGGUCAACAACUUCCAUGGAACCAUCCCUGCCAUGGAGCUCGGGGAAUCUGACACAGAGAUGCUGGCUCAGGUCAACAGGGAACUGCAGCUGUACAACUUUAACAUGGAGAAAGUCAGACUGCGUGAAGGUCUGACGACCAUCCUGAACAUCUCUCGCCUGGGGAACCAGUACAUCCAGGCCAACAAACCAUGGGUGCUGCUCAAGGGCACAGAACAGGACAGAGCCCGAGCAGGUACGGUGGUUGGUCUGUGUGCCAACGUGGCGUGUCUGCUGUCUGUGCUGCUCCAGCCCUACAUGCCUGACAUCAGCACACAGAUACAGGAACACCUGGCUGCACCUGCCGGGGUCAACGUCCUGGUGGACAAACUGGUGUGCCACCUGGAGCCUGGCCACAAGAUCGGACAGCCCAAGCCACUGUUUGAGAAGCUGGAAGCAUCCUUGGUCCAGGACUUGAAGAAGAAGUUUGCUGGUCGACAGAAGGAGUGAUGACCUGACACCACCUAACAGGCAAUACCGGUACUGCACCACAGGAAAGCUCUAUAGGAGACUUAUUAUUGCUUAUAGCUAAAGCUAGUGUUGUUCAAGGAAGAGUAUCCUAUUGUAAUGCAUGUACAACAUGUAAGACUGAAAAGCUUGACUGUCUGUUCAUUCUAAAUUAAAUGCCUACAUGUAUUAAGUGACCAUCCCAAGUGUCAUAAUAUUGAAGCAAGACAUAUAUGUAGAACACAAUUUCUGAAAAAUUUGACAAAAUGUCAUUACACACCUAACAGUAAUUCUAUGAAAACUGCACCAAGUUAUGCUUCAACAGAUAUUACAUGUACUACAUGUUUCAACAAAUGAUAUUACAUGUUUCAAUAAACGAUAUUAUGUUUCAACAAAUAUUACAUCUCAACAGAUGAGAUUAUGUUUCAACAUGUAUUACUAUGUUUCAACAGAUAUUAUGUUUUAAUAAACUAAAAAUGAUUACGUUUGAAGAUGUAUCAUAUGUACAUGUAUGUCAAACUAUAUGAAUUCCUACACGUUUCUUUCAAUAGCAGUCCCCUUAGCAACAGUGCUGUCCUUUUGUGACGAUUGUUCCCAAAUUAGUUACCAAACACAAGCUUCAACAAGACUAGAUAAAGCCAUCAAAUGAUAGUAAGAGCCCAUCAAAUAAACACAAAAAAUGUAACAGUCUCUAUUAGAAAGUAGAAACGUAUGUCCAACCGUAAAACCUUGUAUACUGAUCUUCCUCUCUGUAAGAUUUAAUUGUAAUCCUUGCAAGAAAUAGAAACAGGCCUUUUUCAUGCUUAUCAAACUGAAUAUUAAGAAUCCUGCUAUGUUGUAAGCCAUAAUUACAGAUGCCUCAAUAUAAUCAAAAUGCUCAUAUAAGCUUUGCUACUGAAAUUAGUACUUAAAAAUAAACUUAGACACCUAAAAACAGAAA